Messenger RNA from Nicotiana attenuata, 2186 nucleotides. RefSeq names its product reticulon-like protein B21. The transcript is spliced from 9 exons. Lineage: Eukaryota; Viridiplantae; Streptophyta; Magnoliopsida; Solanales; Solanaceae. The record is from RefSeq and is a predicted model, not a curated record. The coding region runs from base 176 to 2044 and encodes 622 amino acids.
UCUUCUCUCUCUUUCUGGUGUUAUGGGAUCCAAUGUUAUUCAUAACUUUCAUCACACCCCUCUCAAUAUCUUCAGCUGAAAUUUGUUACUCCAUUAAUACACAACCAGUGACCCCCCACCCACCCAACCCCACUAAAAGUCCUCAGUAUAAUCAAGAAUCAACAAUAACAGAAAAAUGGAAGUGGUUAGUAAGAGGAGGAGCAAAAUUUCAAGAAAUGGUGUAAUGUCAGGUUCUGUAUGGGAAAAUAGGAUGAAAUAUGAUGAAGUCAAAGGUGGGAUCAAAGUAUAUAGCAAUAGUGAAAAAGAAGAAGAAACCCCAGAAGUAAAAAAUGAUGAGAAAAAUAGUACUAUUACUAUAAUUAGUACUACUAGUGAAACAAAUCAAGUAGACAAAAAGUUGAAAAUGGGGUCAAAAUCUAAUCUUGGUGUUGGUGGUGUAAUGAAUGGCAAGAGAAAAACUUGGAAAUCUGAGAGUAAUUUUGAAGGGAACCCAAUUCAGAUUUCAAGAAAAAGAUCUGAAUUGAACAAGAAUUUGGAUGAACAGUGUAAAGAAUUGAGUACAGUUUCAGCUGAAGAAAUGAAGAAAAGUCCAGUUCAGAACAAGAAAUCAAGUGUAUUAUUAAGGAAAGUGAAAUCAGAGGCUAAUAAGGGAGAAAAUGAGGAUGAAAAUGAGAAGAAUUCUGAAUUAAGGAAAGUAAAAUCUAUGUCUGUUAAUGGGAAUUUGAGGAAUUCAGUUCAGCUGGUGAAAGCAAAAUCAGCUACAAGUAAAGAAGUUGAAGAGAAAUGUAAGAAUUUUGAGGAAAAUAAGGUUGUUGUUGGUGGUGGUGGUGUAGAGGAGUCAAAAAAGAAUCUUGAAAAUGAAGAAAAUUGUAAAGAAUUUGGAAUAUGUGAAGAGAAAGUUAUAACAAGCAAUGAAGAAAAUUGUAAAGAAUCUCAAGACAAGUGUAGUGCUAAAGAAAAGUUGAAUCUUGAAAAUGAAGAAAAUGAAGAAGAAUUGGAUGAGGUUUUUGAUGAGGAAAUUGAAAAGGAAUUAAGUGUUGAUGUUAAAGAGAUUAAUGUAGCAGAAAAUAAGUCUAAAAAGGUUGUAAUUGAAGAGAAAAAACUUCAAAUUAGCAAUGAAAAAUCAGUUCCAAUUUCUCCAAUUAUCAAGAAACAGUCUCCUCCAAUUUCAGGCCAAGCUAAAAUUCAUCUUCAAAGUCCAACAAGAACCAAAUCAGUUCCAACUUCAGAUGAAUUUCAGAAUAUUCCAAGACAACAUAGCAAACUAGAAAGCUUUGUUGAUUUGGUUAUGUGGAGAGAUGUAUCAAAAUCAGCAUUAAUUUUUGGAAUUGGAACUUUUGUCAUCAUUUCAUCUUCAUAUACUCAAGAUCUCAGUAUCAGCUUCAUUUCUGUUCUCUCCUACUUGGGUCUGGUCUACCUUGCUGCAAUCUUUCUAUUUAGAUCCCUCAAUAUUCACAGGGGUGCCAAUGAUAUAAAUGAGUCAAGUGAAUAUAUAGUAGGAGAAGAAGAAGCAAUGUGGAUACUGAAAUUGAUACUGCCAUACAUAAAUGAAUGUCUCUUGAAAAUUAGAGCCCUUUUUUCUGGGGAUCCUGCUACUACAAUGAAGAUGGCAGUUCUGCUGUUUAUUUUGGCUAGAUGUGGCAGCUCCAUAACUAUUUGGAAAAUGUCCAAAUUAGGCUUUUUUGGAGUUUUCAUUGUACCAAAAGUUUGUUCUUCUUAUUCCACUCAGUUAACUGCCUAUGGUACAUUUUGGAUUAGACGCUUUCGAGAUGCUUGGGAAUCAUGUACUCACAAGAAAGCUGUUGCAUUUGCAAUAUUCACACUCGUAUGGAAUUUGUCUUCAAUUGCUGCUAGAAUUUGGGCAGUUUUUAUGUUGUAUGUGGGAUUUAAGUACUACCAACAGAAAUUGAUGAAAGAAGGAUGGGUAAGUGAAGAAGAAACUACAAAAGCUGAGGAUUAUUGGCAAGCAAAAAUUGGAGGACAAAGACAAAUUGGGAGAAGAUCCACUUUAAUGGAAACCAGAAAGCAAAAGAAAAAACUUUAAAGAGAAAAAAAUAUAUAUAUCAUAACUGAGAGAGAUAUAAUAAAAUCUUUAUUUCUUACUGUACAUAGUUGUUUGUCAUUGUAACAGAUAUUGGGGCUUCAGCCUCUAUUGCCUAAUAAAAUCUUUUACAAUUCAUUUUCAA